UAUAACCUCAAAAAUAUUAAUCCGUUUGAGAUUGUGUUUAUGUACGGUUUCUAUUGAAUGGUGAUUUUCUUAUCAUCCUUGCUACUAAAAUAGUGUUUUAUUGAAACACAUAACAAUGGCACCAAUAGCGCAGAACGUUUCGGAGGACACAGAUUCUGGGUCUGAGUCAGACAGUGGGUCCAGCGCGAGUAGCAAGAAGAGCCCUAGCCCGGCUCCAUCCGGCAAGGAGGGCAGCCGAUCUAGAUCUGGCUCCCACAGUCCAGCUAAAUCAGGAAGUGGCUCCCCACAGUCCCACCACUCUGCUGCCUCCAGAAAAUCCUCCAACGCAUCCCGAAGCAAAUCCAACUCCCCUGCCGCUUCUAACAGAUCUCGCUCCGGCUCAGCUCAGAGCAACAAAUCAGCUUCAUCAUCUGGAAGCGCUAAAGGCCGAAGCAAGUCUAAGUCAAGGUCUAGAAGUGGUUCUCAUAGGUCAGGCUCAGGCAGCGCCAGAUCUCGUUCAGGCAGCGCGAAAUCCCGCUCGGCCAGUCCGAAAUCUGGCGCACAGUCUCCCAAAUCCCGGUCCCAAAGUCCCAAAUCAGGAUCCGCCAGCCCCAAGUCCCGGUCCCAGAGUCCAAAGUCCAGAUCCCAGAGUCCGAAAACCCGGUCGCACUCGUCAAAGUCGCGGUCUCAAAGUCCGAAGGCGAAAAGUCGGUCGCGGUCUAAGUCGGUGAGCGCGAGUCCGAAGAGUAGGAAGUCGAAGUCUAGGUCUGGUAGUGCGUCCUCGAGAUCUAAGAGUCCUGUGGAGAGACAGGACGUGCAGGACAGCAGAUCUAAUUCGCCGAAUCUCAUGAUAGAUGAUGAACAGGCUAAGGCCAAAAGUAGGUCCAGGUCAGGUUCAAGACAGUCCAGAUCAAAGUCCAGAAGUAAAUCCAAGUCGAAAAGCCGUUCUCGGUCGCGUUCUAAAAGUUCUAAUGCAUCAGAAACUAAUGCUGCAGCAGAAAAGAAGAAACGCGCCGUGAUAUCCGACUCAGACAGCGACGGGGACAAGAGCGUACCGAAACGUAAAGGCUCUGAUAGUGGGUCUGAUACUAGUGGGAAGCCCAAACGGAAGGCCAAGAAACUGGUGGAUUCGGACGAUGAUGAUAACGUGGACAAAGAAAAGACUGACACUGUAACUGCUGACGCCUUAUUCGGCGACGCCUCCGACAUCAGUACAGAAGAUGAAGCCGACAAGGCCUCCGGGCGGUCCCGUUCGAGGUCAAGGUCGCGGUCACGGUCAAGGUCGCGCAGCGGUAGCCGCGGCAGGUCGGACGAUGAGCGCAGAGAUGAUGAUGCUCGUAGAAGUGGAGAUGAGGUUAGUCCCCGCGACAAACCCGAAGAGGAGGAAGAAGUGGAGAUCCCCGAGACACGCAUAGACGUGGACAUGCCCAAGAUCUGGACCGAGCUCGGCAAGGAGCUGCACUUCGUGAAACUGCCCAAUUUCUUGUCGGUGGAGACCAGGCCUUAUGACCCAGCGACUUAUGAAGAUGAGAUUGAUGAGGAAGAGACGCUGGAUGAGGAAGGUCGAUACAGACUGAAACUGAAGGUGGAGAACACAAUGCGCUGGCGCACCAACUUCGACAAGGAAGGAAAUGCCAUCAAGGAGUCGAACGCGCGCAUGGUCAAAUGGUCUGACGGGAGCAUGUCCCUGCAUCUCGGCGCUGAGAUAUUUGACGUGUACAAACAACCGUUGCAUGGCGACCACAACCAUCUCUUCGUCCGCCAAGGCACAGGUCUGCAAGGUCAGGCGGUGUUCCGCACGAAGCUGUCCUUCCGUCCGCACUCCACAGAGUCCUUCACACACAGGAAGAUGACGCUGUCUUUGGCGGACCGCUCCACCAAGACCAGCUCCAUCAAGAUCCUGUCGCAGGUCGGCGCCGACCCUGACGCCGAUAGGAAGUAUCAACUUAAGAAAGAGGAGAUGGAGCUGCGCGCGGCCAUGCGCUCGCGGCCGUCGGCGCGGCCCAAGCGGCGCGCCGGCGCCGGCGCCGCGGCGGCGCGGCGCGACGACUCCGACGACGAGGGCGGCGUCAGCCUGCAGGCCAUCAAGAACAAGUACAAGCAGGGGCAGAAAGCGACGGCGGGAGCAGCGAUAUACUCGAGCGAGUCUGACGGGUCGGACGUGGAGACGCGGCGCGCGCGGCGCCUGGACCGCGCCAAGGCGCUGCAGGACUCCGAGUCGUCGGGCAGCGACGCCGCGCCCGCCGCCAGCGCGCGCAGCGGCAGCCGCAGCGCCAGCGGGAGCCGCAGCGGCAGCGGGAGUGGGAGCGGGGACGAAUAG
Cydia amplana is the source of this 2299-nucleotide messenger RNA. RefSeq names its product another transcription unit protein (gene Atu). Bases 116 to 2299 code for a protein of 727 amino acids. Gene Ontology annotation, molecular function: RNA polymerase II C-terminal domain phosphoserine binding. Gene Ontology annotation, cellular component: Cdc73/Paf1 complex; nucleus. Gene Ontology annotation, biological process: positive regulation of transcription elongation by RNA polymerase II; transcription elongation by RNA polymerase II. The record is from RefSeq and is a predicted model, not a curated record. NCBI's taxonomy places the organism in Eukaryota, Metazoa, Arthropoda, Insecta, Lepidoptera, Tortricidae. The transcript is spliced from 10 exons.